AUGACAACCUCGGUAUUUGGAGGAGACCUGUUGUCGUCUGUUGCGCAACGGAAACAGGGUCGCUCUGCUCGAAUUUCGAGCUUUGACCAGUCUGGCCUCAACGAGGAUGCGUUUGUCGUUUUGCCAGGCGAGACUGCGACUCUGGCAGAUAUUGAGGGCCCAGGCAAGAUCACUCACCUGUGGUUCGUUCAGACCUGCCGUCGCAUCUUAGGGCCAGGUCUUAUUCCAUACUCCAAAUCUGGCGUUGCGAUGCUCGAAGUUCAUAACGCACUGGGCCUAAGCUACGAGGACAGCGACCCGGACUAUUAUCGAAAGGUUCUGAUCAAGAUGUACUGGGAUGACUCCGAGACACCCAACGUCAUCGCGCCUAUCGGGGACUUUUUCUGCUUGGGCCAUUCCAUGGCAGCCAACUUCCAGUCUCUGCCCUUCACCGUGUCCGUGAAGCCGUCGGAGGAGAAGAAGUACGGAGGGUCGGCAGCAUUCAACUGCUACCUCACGAUGCCUUUCAACAAGCGAGCUCGCAUCGAGAUCGAGAACCAAGGUGAAGACGCCUACUUCCAGUAUUUCUACAUCGACUACGAGCUCUGUCCGAGACCAUUUGACCCGAAAGAGAUCCUCUAUUUCCACGCCCACUGGCGCCGGGAGAACCCUACCAACGGCUGGGCCCCCAACGCUAUGCAGACCAACAGUCUCGAGACCCAAGUCCCUAACCUCGCAGGUGACGGUUACACCAUUCUCGAGACUACCGGCGCCGGUACCUACAUCGGAUGCAACCAUUCGGUGCUGCAUCACCAGGGCACGUGGUGGGGAGAGGGCGAUGAUAUGAUCUUCAUUGAUGACGACACCUGGCCGCCGAGCAUGCACGGCACUGGCGGCGAAGACUACUUCAGCCAGGGAUGGGGCAUGCAGAAGAAUGCAUACCCAUUCUGCGGCACAAUUAUUCAUGAGGAGGACGUGCCCGGGCAUCAGGUGUCGUAUCGGUGGCAUCUGGCGGACCCCGUGCGCUUCGACAAGAAGAUCAAGGUCAAGCUCGAGCAUGGGCACGCCAAUCAUCUCCGCGACGACUGGUCCACCACAGCCUACUGGUACCAGACGCUGCCGGGGCCACAACUAGAGAUCCAGCCCGUCGAGGAGCGGCUGCCGAAUCGACCGACAAUCAAUGCCCUACCUGAGCCAGCCGCGGCAAGGCCCUUGACGGACUUGCAAAAGAAGAAUAUCUCCCAACGGGAGGAAAGGUUCAAGGUUUUUGUGAACGACCGGAACAGCUGGCUCGAGCGUCGGGCCAAAGCAUCUCGAGAGAGGGCUCGCAACAAUGUCGAAAUUGCCAAGGAUAUCCGGAAGCGAUAUCUCGCGUCUGUUGAGUGA
Thyridium curvatum is the source of this 1365-nucleotide messenger RNA. RefSeq lists its product as uncharacterized. The record is from RefSeq and is a predicted model, not a curated record. Bases 1 to 1365 code for a protein of 454 amino acids. The transcript has a single exon. Lineage: Eukaryota; Fungi; Ascomycota; Sordariomycetes; Thyridiales; Thyridiaceae.